GCUGAUCAAGUCUAUUGAAUUUCAUGAAAUGGCAACUAACCAAUUAUGUAUGUGGAUCGGAUACUUAGCAUAUAAUCGCAAUCAACUUUAUGAACUGAUCUCACCUACUUAAUCAAUAAGUAAUAAAUGUCAACUAGAAAUCUAGCGAUCAGGCACACGCGUGUUUGAAUUACUGGCAAUGUUUGAUAAGAAAGUGAUUUGCAGAGUUUUUAUGCCAGGCAAUGGUUGAUUUUGGAAACCGAUUGGGCAAGGACAAGGCCGUGAAACCCCUUAGCACCUCAUAUCCCAAUAUGUAUCUACUGUUCCCCAGCAGCGAUCGGAAAUAUUCGUAUUAUAAUCUUGAAUUAUAAAUUUGCAUGUUUAAAACGAUACGGUUGUUGUUUACUUCAGAUGUAUGCAGAUGGAAUACUUUGUCGGCCGAAUCGUUAGCCAUCGAUAAGAUAAUCGCACUUCGACCCCCAUAAUAUGCAAAAACAAAACAUUCUUGAAUGAUGUUAAUCAAAAUUAUAAAAUACCUGAUUAUAUUGGAAGCCAUUUCCGAUGUUGCACAGUCACGUUAACGUACAAAAAAUGGGCUAAUCAAAAGUGCCCAUAUAUUACUAAUCCUUAUCGCAGACCAGCACCAGACAUCGCUUAUAAAAAGGGUUGCUCUAGUCCGGAUGCCAAUUAUUCGGUAGUUGAACGUCCACAGAGAUGGGCAAAGUCUCAGUAAUAACACUUAUUCUUGGCCUGGGCGUAACCAGUGCCCUUGGUUUUGGCCCGGAAAUAAAUCCAGGCAUCGAACUAGAUGCACAGGACUACCAGCGUCUGAACAAAGUUCGUCAUUUGUCGGAGCAGAUUUUUGGUCAUUACAAAAAUGUUACUUUGGAUGACUUGGUGCCCGAAGGACGACUUCCCACAGUCUCAGAUCUUCAGUGCUAUGCGGACUUUGCUCAGCUCACCGCCGGAUUGACCAGUGGCAGCCUUUGGGCCUACAGAAUGAUUGACGCCUGGGGAUCUAUACCGGCUGGCAUCCUGGAGGGACAUCUCAAGGAUCUGGGUCACUACGACGAGUGCAUUGGCAUCGAACAGUCCGCGGUAUCGGGCUCGACUAUCCUGGGAAAGUACUGCCUGGCCAGUCUGCCGCUGCAGCAACUGCUGGGAAACGUUGGCAGGAUGUUGAAUGUCCAGACGGCGGUUUGUUUUCCCGCUUCCUGCUCGGCCACCAAUAUGGACACACUUCUGCGACGAGUCCUGAAGCAAUUGGUUGGCUUGGAACUCAAUGCCAACCAGAAUUUGGUCAGUGAAAACUCCUGCAAGACUUCCGAGCGUGAUGCCUACGAUGGAGGUGCCAUUGCCGCAAUCGUUAUUUUAUCCGUGUUCGGAGCCGCAGUGAUUAUUUCCACAUUUUACGACUACUUCCUGUGUGAGGAUCAAAAUAAACUGCCUGCUGUUCUGAAGGUUUUCUCUGCACGUGCUAACUCACGAUCGCUAUUCCGCAUCACCACCAAACCCAACCCCAAUGUGAUUGAGUGCCUCCAUGGAUUGCGAGGAAUGUCCUUGAUCUGGGUGUGCUUCGGUCACGACUAUAUCAUUGCCAUCACAUCGCCGAACAUCAACCUUUACGACGUGUACACUUGGGCCAAGACACCGUUUAAAGAAGUAAUUCAGGAGGGCGUUUUUGCAGUGGACUCAUUUUUCUUCAUAAGCGGACUCCUGGUUGCGAUGGUGGCCUUGCGUUCGAUGGAAAAGGCCAAGGGAAAGCUGAAUAUUCCACUGAUGUACCUCCAUCGCUAUCUUCGCCUAACGCCCAUCGUGGCAGUAUCAAUAUUGCUCUACUGGAAGUUACUGCCCCAUUUGGGCGACGGUCCGCUGUACGGCAACUGGAACUUUGAUAGCUACGAUAGGUGCGAAGGUAACUGGUAUUGGACCCUGCUCUACAUUCAGAACUACGCCACCGAUUCCGAGUGUCUGGCUCAAACAUGGUACCUGGCCAUCGAUAUGCAACUGUAUAUCAUUUCACCCAUCCUCCUGAUUAUUGUGUACAAGUGGGGCAAGAAAGGAGCGGCAGUCGUUCUGCUGCUUUUGUUGGGUCUCGCUGCCUACUUAUUCAGCAUUAUAGUGAUUAACAAUUACUCUUUGGUCAGCGGCGGUGGUGGUGGCGGACCAGAUGAUUACUCUGAAGACCUCGAUCACUAUACCCACAACCGGGCUUCCGGUUGGUUAGUUGGUUUCCUGUUUGGUUACUUCCUGCAUACGAUCCGUGGAAAGACGAUCAAGCUAAAUCGACCUGCUGUCUGGGUUGGCUGGAUCACCUGUUUGGCCCUUCUAUUUACCUGCAUUUUUGCGAUGUAUCCUUAUGGAAUGGGCAAGACCAAAACCCUUCCCUCCGUUAAUGAGGCCUUCUACGUAUCGCUUUCCCGGAUCGCCUGGCCUUUGGGUCUGAGUUGGGUGGUCUUUGCCUGCAUGCAAGGAUAUGGUGGAUUGGCCAACUCCUUCCUCACAUCACCAUUGUGGCAGCCCCUGUCCAAGCUCUCGUUCUGCGUCUACAUGGGCCAUCUGUUCAUCCAGAACCUUAAUGGUGGGCGCACGAGGGUGAACACCUACUUCUCAAACUACGACAUUAUGCUCCGUUUUUGGCAAGACUUUGGGUUCUCGGUCCUCCUCGCUUAUGUCAUGUACAUUUUGAUCGAAGCUCCUUGCGGCGGUCUGGAGACUCUGAUCCUGCCGAACCGAAGACCAGCUUCCCAGCCUAAGGUGCAGGCUGCUGAGGCAUCUAAAGAGGAAAUCCCAUCACCUGUUGACCUCGAAAAGCAAGCUCCAGAAUCCAGUUCUGCCAUCGAUCCUGCAAAUGACAGCACAUUGGCAACAGCUCCUCCACUAGAAAGCAAAACUCAACUGCAGACUAGCGAAGGAAACGAAACUUCUUAGGCAAAUUGAACGAACAAAAUUAAUAUAGAAUAUUAUUUAUACUUACAUGUAGUAUUAAAAAUAAAACAAUGAAAAGUUUAUUUUAAUUAAAA
Molecule: messenger RNA, 3002 nt
Organism: Drosophila simulans
Lineage: Eukaryota; Metazoa; Arthropoda; Insecta; Diptera; Drosophilidae
Product: nose resistant to fluoxetine protein 6
Exons: 9
Coding region: 694-2910 (738 amino acids)
Molecular function (GO): acyltransferase activity, transferring groups other than amino-acyl groups
Source: RefSeq, a predicted model, not a curated record